Messenger RNA from Condylostylus longicornis, 2753 nucleotides. It is a transcript of the gene fzr, whose product is annotated as fizzy-related protein homolog. Gene Ontology annotation, cellular component: anaphase-promoting complex. Gene Ontology annotation, molecular function: anaphase-promoting complex binding; ubiquitin ligase activator activity; protein binding. Gene Ontology annotation, biological process: anaphase-promoting complex-dependent catabolic process; positive regulation of anaphase-promoting complex-dependent catabolic process; positive regulation of ubiquitin protein ligase activity. The record is from RefSeq and is a predicted model, not a curated record. The transcript is spliced from 6 exons. The coding region runs from base 1163 to 2599 and encodes 478 amino acids. NCBI's taxonomy places the organism in Eukaryota, Metazoa, Arthropoda, Insecta, Diptera, Dolichopodidae.
AUCAGUCAUUUCAUUUAUUAAAGUAUAGUAGUGUAGAGUAGUAAUGUAAUCGCGUUGAUUUAUUUACAAAAAAUUUCACUUAAUUUUUCACAAUUCAUAAUUUAUGUUCAUUUAAAGUAGAAGUGAAAAAUUAGUAAAAAAAAUAUAAUUUUUUCAAUAAAACAAUUUUAAUGAGAAAAUUAUAAAGUGUAUAAUUACAAAUAAAUGAUUUUAAAAUAAGAAAAAUUGACUUGAUUUUCUCGGGGAGUUUUAUUGACGCGAUAAACAGAAGAACAAAAAAAAAAAUACAAAUUGAAAAAUCAAAAUGUCAAAAUAAAAGAAAAUUUUGAAAAAAAAAAUCAAUCAAAUUUAAAAAUUAAUUUUCAAAUUUCAUUUUUUUGGAAUGAAUGUGUUUAUUAAUAAAAAUAUAUUUUAAUAAGAAAUUAACAUACAUAUAAAUUGAAGAAAUAAAAAUUAGUUGCAAGUUUCAAAGAAAGUUGCAAUUUAAAAAGGGACAAGAAAUAUUUGGAUUAAAAAUUCUUUAAAUUUAUUCGAAAGGAGAAAAAGAAAUAAAUCAUCAAAUAAGUCAUUUGGUUUCUAUUGAAGAAAUUAUUCACUUCAUCAUUAACAAAAAACAAAAUCAUCGAAGUAAAAAACAUAUGUACAUAACUACAUAGUUGCAUAUUUAACUGAAUUAUUUAAAAAAAAAAUUAUAUAUUUUAUAAGAAAUUUUUUGAACCCCGGUUGCAGACUAUAUUUUAAUUCUGGAAAUACAUUCACUUAACAUAUAUAUAUUUUGAUAUCAAAUAGAAACUGGAAAAAUUUCAAAAUUUUCCGCAGAUUCAAAUCAUUUUUUUUUUUUUUGAAAAGGUCAACUAUACUUACGAGCACUCAUAUACGUAUGUAACUCAAUUGUGACGAACUUAAUUUAUUCUAACUUAUAUGUUCCAAAUUUGGACAUUCUUAAAGAAGUUCAUCAGCAUUUUUAUAUGAAUAUACUUAUAUGAAUUUUUUGUAAUAAUUUCAAAACCCACGUGAAAUACAAGACAAGAAACGGAGAAGAAGAAAAAAAUAGAAAGAAAGUAAAAUAUUCUUUUUGUUUAAUUAAAUUUUUGUGAAUUAAACGGAGAAACAGAAAUAAAAUAAAAAAAUUAGAGGAAAAAUAUUUAUAAAAUAAGCAAAAAUGUAUACAUCAGAAUAUGAGAAACGGAUUUUAGUACAUUAUAGUCCAGUUGCUAAAAAUUUAUAUAAUUCAUUUGAAGCAGUUAGUACAUCAACAUCGCUGGAUCGAUUUAUACCUUGCAGGGCAAAUAAUAAUUGGCAAACUAAUUUUGCUUCAAUUAGUAAAUCAAAUGAAAAUUCACCGUCAACAAAUAAAAAACAACGUGAUUGUGGUGAAUCAGUACGUGAUAGUUUAGCAUAUUCAUGUUUAUUAAAAAAUGAAUUACUUGGUACUGCAAUCGAAGAUGUUAAAGCAGUUAGUGAUGAAAGAAAUGAAAAUUCAUAUACACCAAGUGCUAAAAGAAGUUUAUUUAAAUAUCAUUCACCAACAAAACAGGAUUUUAAUGAACAAUGUCCAUAUUCAUUAUCACCAGUUAGUAUUAAAAGUCAAAAAUUAUUAAGAUCACCAAGAAAAGCAACUAGAAAAAUAUCUCGUAUACCAUUUAAAGUUUUAGAUGCACCUGAAUUACAAGAUGAUUUUUAUUUAAAUUUAGUUGAUUGGUCAUCACAAAAUGUUUUAGCUGUUGGUUUAGGUAGUUGCGUAUAUUUAUGGAGUGCAUGUACUAGUCAGGUUACAAGACUUUGUGAUUUAAGCUCUGAUACAAAUACUGUUACAUCAGUAUCAUGGAAUGAAAGAGGAAAUUUAGUAGCUGUUGGUACACAUCAUGGUUAUGUAACUGUAUGGGAUGUUGCAGCUAGUAAACAAAUUAAUAAAUUAAUUGGUCAUUCGGCACGUGUUGGUGCAUUAGCAUGGAAUAGUGAUAUAUUAUCAAGUGGUUCAAGAGAUCGUUUAAUAAUGCAACGUGAUACAAGAACAUCACCACAACAAAUUGAACGACGUUUAGUUGGACACCGUCAGGAGGUAUGUGGUUUAAAAUGGUCACCAGAUAAUCAAUAUUUAGCUAGCGGUGGUAAUGAUAAUCGUUUAUAUGUAUGGAAUCAACAUUCAUUAAAUCCAGUACAAUCAUAUACUGAACAUAUGGCUGCUGUUAAAGCAAUUGCAUGGUCACCACAUCAUCAUGGUUUAUUAGCAAGUGGUGGUGGUACAGCUGAUCGUUGUAUACGUUUUUGGAAUACAUUAACUGGUCAACCAAUGCAAUGUGUUGAUACCGGAUCACAAGUAUGUAAUUUAGCAUGGUCAAAACAUUCAUCUGAAUUAGUAUCAACACAUGGUUAUUCACAAAAUCAAAUCUUAGUAUGGAAAUAUCCAUCAUUAACACAAGUUGCUAAAUUAACUGGACAUUCAUAUAGAGUUUUAUAUUUAGCAUUAAGUCCAGAUGGUGAGGCUAUUGUUACUGGUGCUGGUGAUGAAACAUUACGUUUUUGGAAUGUAUUUAGUAAAGCAAGAAGCCAAAAAGAGAAUAAAAGUGUACUGAAUCUUUUUACAAAUAUUAGAUAAAUUUUUUAUGUGCAUGUAAUUAAAAAUUAUAUAGAAAUUGUAUAUAUAUAUAUACUAUAAAUAUGUACAAUUAUACAUAUGGAUAAAAAACGAAUAUGUAUAUAAAAAAAAAUUUAACAAAAUGUUUAAAAAAAAAAAAUCCAAUAAAUAAGAA